GCUGUCGUUCGUUGUCGAAGAGAUAUAAAAUUGUCUUCGGAAUCCCCGUGAAGUUAUUGAAAACCCUUCGGUUUUCUCAGCCGUAUCUCGUAGAUAAAACGGGAAAACGAGCCAGUAAUAUCGUACGGCUACGAAAGGUUGCGGUCUCGGUGUUUAUAUUUGAGACCCGAGUAAGAAACGAUGAUCUUUCACGAUCGUCGUCGCACGUUCGUAAAAGUAAAAUAUGUUAGAAAGGAAAAGGAGAAUCGACAGAGAGGCUGGAAGGGUGAGAGGGACCGAUAAGAGAAAUCGAAUCAAAUGUGCUACGUGGAAUCGUGAAAGUGAAGGUGUACCCCGCUCUACCUAUGAGUUGGGUUAGGUUACAAACAUCGGCAGGAUACCUGUUGCUUGACACGUUUCAAAUACAUUCUCAUUGAUGCUAGAAGCACAAUACGUAUCGUCAGACGCAUUUUUUUAUCGCAUUAAUGAUAACGGUGCCACGAUAACGGAAUACUGCAAUUGUUGACAGUGCACUCAGGAUUGUCAAACGGGAAACAUACGAAUAUGGAGUCACUUCGAAAAAGUCUCGUCGAUUGUGGCCAGGAACAUUUGUUAAGAUUCUGGGAUCAACUGUCAGAAAACGAGAGAAACGAGCUUUGCAAAGAUAUACUUGAAUUAGACCUUGUGGAGGUGACAUCGUAUUACCAGAAGGCAAUAUGUACUUCCUCUUGUAUGCUCACGAACACAUUAGACGAUAAAGUAUCUCCUAUUCCGAAAGGGAAUAUUGCAUCUGUUAAAACAACGAACAAGGAUACGCUGAAAAUGUAUGAGAAAUUAGGAUUGCAAGAAGUCGCGGAUGGCAGAGUGGCUGUGUUAUUGUUGGCUGGUGGUCAAGGCACUCGACUGGGAGUACCUUAUCCCAAGGGCAUGUACAAUGUUGGAUUACCUUCUGGUAAAACUCUGUUUCAAUUACAAGCAGAAAGAAUACUUCGUUUGCAAAAUAUGGCAGAGGAGGAAUGUGGGAAACGAGGAGAAAUAACAUGGUAUAUAUUAACCAGCGAAGCUACCCAUGAUACGACCGUUGCCUUCCUUAGCGAACAUAAUUAUUUUAAUUUGAAAGAAAGCAAUGUUAAAACCUUUAUGCAAGGCAUGUUGCCGUGCUUCACGCUCGAAGGUAAAAUUAUUUUGGACCAAAAACAUAAAAUUGCUAAAGCACCGGAUGGAAAUGGAGGAUUGUAUAGAGCUAUGAAAGUACAAGGAAUAUUGGAUGAUAUGACGCGACGUAACAUUCGUAGCGUCCAUGUUUAUUCAGUUGAUAACAUCUUAAUAAAAGUGGCUGAUCCUAUUUUCCUAGGAUACUGUUUGUCUUCGUCUACCGAUUGCGGAGUUAAAGUCGUAGAGAAAUCAUCGCCAAACGAACCAGUAGGAAUUGUCUGUAAAGUCGAUGAUACUUAUCGAGUCGUCGAGUAUAGUGAAAUAUCGAAAGUAACAGCUGAAUUACGUCAUGACAAUGGACAGUUGGUCUACAAUGCUGCAAAUAUAUGUAAUCACUACUUCACGGUUGAUUUUCUGUGUUCUGUUGGUAAUGAGUACGAGAAGGAAAUGGAGUUGCAUGCUGCAAAAAAGAAAAUUCCAUAUAUCGACGAAGAUGGGCGUAGAAACGUGCCUACAUCGUCGAAUGGUAUUAAAAUAGAAAAAUUCGUAUUCGAUGUAUUCAUGUUUGCCAAAGAAUUGGCAGUUUGGGAAGGAAUUCGCGAGGAAGAUUUCAGUCCUCUUAAGAACGGAGAUUCCGCUGGUCAAGAUUGUCCAAGCACCGCUCGCAGUGAUGUACUUAAACUUCAUAAAAAAUGGUUACUAAAUGCUGGAGCGACAAGUGUUACAGACGAUGUAGAGGUAGCUCCUUUGUUAUCGUAUGCAGGAGAAAAUUUGAGCCACGUACAAGGACAAUCGUUCGGUGGUCCUUAUGUUCUGGAAUAAUACAAUCAGUUAUUGUUCUGCAUUGUUUUUACAGCAGCGAGAUUAAAGUAUAUCCUUAUACUUGUUAAAGAAAAUCUUUAGCUCGUUGCAUAAAUACAAGCUUCAUUUUUCUGUGAUUUAAUGAAAAAAUUGAGAACUUUAAGGACGUUAAGAACUUCGAACGACUAUAUCAAAAUUUUAUACCAGCGAUAGAAAAAAGGAAUCGUACGUUUUAGUCGCAUUACGUAUCGAAUCAUAAAAUAUGAGAAACAGUAUUUCGUAUAUACGCAUAUAUACCUUCAUAAAAUGAAUUA
This is a messenger RNA of Colletes gigas, 2249 nucleotides long. RefSeq names its product UDP-N-acetylhexosamine pyrophosphorylase (gene mmy). Gene Ontology annotation, biological process: UDP-N-acetylglucosamine biosynthetic process. The transcript has 3 exons. Lineage: Eukaryota; Metazoa; Arthropoda; Insecta; Hymenoptera; Colletidae. The coding region runs from base 544 to 1956 and encodes 470 amino acids. Gene Ontology annotation, molecular function: UDP-N-acetylglucosamine diphosphorylase activity. The record is from RefSeq and is a predicted model, not a curated record.